Molecule: messenger RNA, 724 nt
Organism: Aphis gossypii (cotton aphid)
Lineage: Eukaryota; Metazoa; Arthropoda; Insecta; Hemiptera; Aphididae
Exons: 3
Coding region: 129-638 (169 amino acids)
Source: RefSeq, a predicted model, not a curated record
GUGCAAUGAGCUGAGUUGCUGAUUGCAACUAUACUUAACAUCUAUAUUCUGCGUUUAUCCAGUUUAAAUUUUCGUACAAUCAUGCGCAAAAGUCAACAGUCUUUGAGUUUAUAGGUAUUUACAUCAUCAUGCGUGAAUCGCCUAACCUUACAGCUGCAGUUACAGCUUAUUUGGUGCUGUUGCUAGUCGUGUCUGCCACAGCGGACGUCGACGAAGACGAUUACCUAUAUACAAACUUCUUCCCGGAGCAGUUGAACCUGCAACCCUCAGAACUGGACACAACGGACGCGGACCCUGACGAAAUUCACGAGCUUCUGUGCGUCGACUGUAAGGCCGUACCGAAGGCCACGGUCCAGGACGAUGACAGCUUGCUGCUUAGGUCCACGACACAACGAACCGACCAAAGGUUGGGACAGACAACGGUUGUUAAGAAAAGCGGAGGUGUACCUUACUUGAAUCAUAUGGAAACGGGUGAGUUAAUGAUACCCAUUGUAAAUCGCAUUCGAACAAGCACAGCUAAACGAACUACAUCAUCGGUAGCUGCAUCAAAUCGCGUUUUCGAUUUCAGGUGGAACGAUUUGAUAAAAAAGACUACGCAAAUACCACAACAGUCAGCAGCCAGUAAUCUAUUAAACUAAAUAAUGUAAUGUGACUUACAUUUACAUCAAAUGUACCAUUAUCUAUUUGUUCCGACGAAUAUAAAUAAAUAAUUAUUUUAUAUUUA